AUGGCGUUACGAUCUGGAUCUCUAUCUCGCUCCUUUAUCUCUACAGCAAGGAAUUCCCUUCGCCCGGUCGCUCCGUCUCCCCUUCCCCGCAUCCGUCCGCCGCCACUCGCCGCUCCUCGCAUCCAGUCCCGCCUCUUUUCAAUGCCUGCCACCACUUCCAGGAAUUUAGGGCAAUUGGGUUGCGUACAAUCACUUUUGCCACUGCAUAGCACGAUGGCCGUAGCUUGUCUCACUUCUCACAUUGUCGUCAGUGCACGAGCUUGCAGCGAGCUGUCGAAUGGGAGGAAUGGAAAAGAUGGGUGA
Molecule: messenger RNA, 303 nt
Organism: Lathyrus sativus (Indian pea)
Lineage: Eukaryota; Viridiplantae; Streptophyta; Magnoliopsida; Fabales; Fabaceae
Source: the annotation of a GenBank genome assembly